AUGCCUCGGGAGACGCAGGGGCAAGAAGAAGGUAUGAAACUAGCGAUGAAGCAACCAAAAGAUGUGGAUGACACACUGGCAAGGGUGAAAGAUGAAAAGUGUCCUGUUCAAAAUGCAGUGCAAGCCUAGACGAGUGGCUUCUUUAAGCAAAAACCCAACAAGAUUCUCUUCCCAAACUCAAAGCUUUUCAAGCGGUGAAGUAGGGACCUUUCUGAGGCUGAACAGAAAGAGGUUGAGGACCUCUUCCAGAAGUUUGGUUACAACGUUUACCUCAGUGACCAGAUGCCCCUCGAUCGAACCAUCCCAGACACGCGAGAUCCCAGGACAAAGAGGUGUCUUCAGAAGAGAUACCCUUCACAACUCCCGUCUCUCAGUGUCAUUCUCAUAUUCGUGGAUGAAACUCUGUCUGUUAUACAAAGAACCAUCACCAGCAUCAUCAACCGGACGCCCUCUCAAUUGUUGAAGGAGAUCAUCUUAGUGGACGGUUUUAGCUCAAAUGGAGAAUUAAAGGCAUACUUGGAUGAGAAGAUUAAGCUUUACAACCAGAAGUCUCCAGGACUACUGAAAAUAAUACGGCAUACCGAGAGAAAAGGUCUUGCUGCUGCUCGCAACACCGGCAGGGAGGUGGCCACGGCUGACGUGGUUGCCAUCUUGGAUGCUCAUGUUGAAGUGAACGCUGGGUGGGCAGAGCCCAUCUUGGCGCUGAUUCAGGAAGACCACACCGUGGUUGUGUCUCCUGUGUUUGACAACAUCCUUUUCGACACCUUUAAACUGGAUACGUAUGCAUUAGCAGUUGACGGGUUUAAUUGGGAGCGAUGGUGCCACUAUGAUUCACUGCCAAAGGCCUGGCUUGAUCUGCAUGAUGUCACCGCUCCUGUGAAGAGUCCUUCCAUCGUGGGCAUCCUGGCUGCCAACAGGCUCUUCUUGGGAGAGAUUGGAUCACUGGAUGGUGGGAUGCUGACCUAUGAAGGGGAGAACGUGGAACUUAGACUGAGGGUGUGGCAAUGCAGUGGGAGAGUCAAGGUCUUGCUCUGCUCCCGGGUUGCCCACCUGGAGAGACACCACAAGCCCUACUCCUUGGACCUGAGUAUUCCCUUGAAGCAAAAUGCCCUGAGAGUGGCUGAAAUCUGGAUGGAUGAGUACAAAGACAUGGUCUACAUGGCCUGGAACACACCUCUCCAGAACUCCAGAAUCGAUUUUGGAGACGUUUCUUCCAGAAUGGCACUCCAGAAGGAACUGAAAUGCAAAACUUUUGACUGGUAUCUGAAAAAUGUUUAUCCAGUCCUGAAGCCAAUCCACAGCACUGCGGGCUACGGAAGAAUGAAAAACCCAUUGGAUGAAAGUGUCUGCCUGGACCAGGGAGCUAUUCCAGGCAAGCCGAUCAUGUAUUACUGCCAUCAGUACAGUUCCCAGAAUGUCUACUACCACCUAACUGGGGAAGUCUAUGUGGGACCACUGAUUGCUGAGACAGACAUUGAUGACUGCUAUCUGACAGACCCUGGCAAAGGGGAGAAACCUACUUUAGAGCCAUGUUCCAAGGCAGUCAAAAAUAGACUGCACAUACACUGGGAUUUUAAACCGGGAAGAGCUGUCCUAAACAGAACCACCAAACGAUGUGUGGAGACAAAGAGGGACACUUCAGGUGGCUACACGUUUGUUCUCCAGACCUGCACCACACAAGUGUGGACACUCCAGUACACUGUCGGAAACUGGGGGUCAAACCAACGCCCAGCCAAAGAUCUGGGUCCUAGUUGUGGUGCCACCAUUAACGAGCUGCGGGACCUGCAGCCGGCUCAAGAUGCGGGGCUCUUCCCUAGCGCAGGGCCCCUUCCUGGCUUUGGGAGGAUUCGGCUGGACGUGUUUUUCAUGGAAAUGGAAUUCAAAUUGGAACCUUAUGUCUGGUUUCUCUGUGCCGCAGAGCGUGGCUACAGUGUGGCCUACAUCAGCCAGACCCGGAUUCCGAAAGUCUGCUGA
Molecule: messenger RNA, 1974 nt
Organism: Balaenoptera musculus (blue whale)
Lineage: Eukaryota; Metazoa; Chordata; Mammalia; Artiodactyla; Balaenopteridae
Gene: GALNT8
Product: polypeptide N-acetylgalactosaminyltransferase 8
Cellular component (GO): Golgi apparatus
Source: RefSeq, a predicted model, not a curated record